AUGGCAACACCCACACUGACAGUUAAACGUUUUCAUAUAUUUGUUGAAUCGGAUCUUAUAAAUCUUCAAAAUGAAAGAUGUAUGUUUGAGCUUAAUGACCAAACUUCUUUGAAAGAAUUCAAAGAACGGGUUAUUGCUCGUAAUGAUGAACUUUCAGUGGUUAGAACAUAUAUUGAACAAUUAAAAAUAGAAUAUCGUGAUGAAGAAAUACCAGAAUAUCCAUUGGAUAGUGGAAUUACUGUAUAUGAAGCUCUUCAUUUAAAUGAAGAGAUUUUAUCUGAAACACAUAAUGUUGUGAAAAUAAAAGUAUUUAAACAUGCAAAUGUAAAUGGAACUGGUGGAAUAUUGAGUCGAGACUUUUGGAGAGAUGUAAGAUCUGACGGAAGAUUGCAGUUUUUACCCCAACAAGAUCAACAACAAGAACAAAUGGAUACACCUGAAGUUACAAUUCCUGUAGAAGAAUCUGUAUCAGAAUCUAUACAACCACCAGAUUUGAGAUCGCCAAACAUAGCCCACAUUGAACCAACCAAAAUUGCUGUACAUGGUGGUAGAGUAUGGGAAAUGGAAGGUACUACUUAUGAAACCUUAAUAGAACCAAAUACAGGAGAAAAGAAACUUGUAGCUCAGGAAGACUUGACAAGUUCAGAAUACAUCUUGACAUUGGAACUUGAUGGUGUUAUUAAAAAAGCUACUUUGAAUACCUCAGAAUGUAUUGUUGUUGAUAAUGGUAUUCAUAAUCCAUAUUUGUUGUUAAGCCCACUGGGCACUGCCAAAUUAAACUCAGUGUUCAAGCUGUCAUCAGGAGAAUCGUUGAUGCAAAAGGUACAAAUAAUGAUGUAUACACCUCCUACUCCCACACAACCACCACCACCGCAACAGCAACAGCAACAGCAACAACAAGAACAAGCAGAGGGUCAAGCACAACAACAAAAUGAUGAUCUUCAAAGAAGAAUCGUUGACAUUGGUACACGAUUUGGUGUCAAUGCAUUCAAAUUAGGUGUAGUUUUGUAUCUUCUUGGAGUGAGACCAAAUCAACAUUUAAUGCAACAUUGGUUCAAGUAUUUGGUGUUAUUUAUUAUAUUAUUCAAUUCCUAUGUUAUGUUUUUCACGGGUGAAAAUAGAGUGAUCAGGUUUCAUGGAGAUUUCUCAUUUAUUGGUAGAAUAACAGAUGCUGCAGUUAAACGAGUUGUUCGAAGAACAACAGAUCUUGAAUUAAUAACACUGAAUGAUCCAAAUUGGUUAAAGAUGCUUAAAUGGAAUAUGGAGAAUAUUUUCAAGGAUAUUGUCAUGUCAGUAAUGUCAAUUGUUCCCUGGUUACUGGAUAAAAUUUAUGUCGAGGCACAAAUAGCUGAUCAUGACACCGAGGAGUAUGAGAAUAUCAUUAGUUUACUUGAUGCUGAUGUCAAUGCUAACUCAAAUUCUGAUAUCAACACUAAUGCCACUACAAAUGCGGAUACUAAUGAGGUCAACGAUAACAAUUAG
Messenger RNA from Candida tropicalis MYA-3404, 1482 nucleotides. It is a transcript of the gene FGR34, whose product is annotated as Fgr34p. Lineage: Eukaryota; Fungi; Ascomycota; Pichiomycetes; Serinales; Debaryomycetaceae. The transcript has a single exon. The record is from RefSeq and is a predicted model, not a curated record. Bases 1 to 1482 code for a protein of 493 amino acids.